Molecule: messenger RNA, 1923 nt
Organism: Diaporthe citri
Lineage: Eukaryota; Fungi; Ascomycota; Sordariomycetes; Diaporthales; Diaporthaceae
Exons: 3
Coding region: 1-1923 (640 amino acids)
Biological process (GO): entrainment of circadian clock by photoperiod; circadian regulation of gene expression
Cellular component (GO): cytoplasm; nucleus
Molecular function (GO): DNA binding; FAD binding
Source: RefSeq, a predicted model, not a curated record
AUGGGUAAAUCAGCGAGAGUCGUCUACUGGUUCAGGACAGACCUCCGUCUCCACGACUCCCCAGCACUCAAAGCAGCCCUGGACCUGAACCCGGAAUGCCUCUGGCCGAUAUUCACGUGGGACCCUCACUAUGUCUACCGCGCCAAGGGAGGGACCAACAGAUGGCAGUUCCUCCUGGACUGCCAGAACGACCUCUCCGCGUCCAUCACCAAGCUGAACAAGAAGUCCAAGCUCUUCGUCCUGCGCGAGGGGCCCCAGACCCUGUUUCCCAAGCUCUUCAAGGCCUGGAACGUGACGCACCUCGUCUUCGAGAAGGACACCGACGCCUACGCCCGAGACCGCGAUGAGGCAGUCACCAAAGCAGCCAAGGAGGCCGGCGUCGAGGUCAUCAUCAAGUCGGGCCGCACGCUGUGGGACAGCGACGAGGUCGUCAAGGCCAACGGCGGCAAGCCCACCAUGUCCGCGGCCCAGCUCAGGAACGCGGGCGACAAGUGCGGCAAGAUAGCCCAGGCCAUCCCGGCGCCAAAGUCCCUCCCGGACCCGGGCGACAUGCCCACCGACGACCUCGCGAACGAGCACGACCAGCCGCCCGCGGACCCGGACUUCAACGCGGCGUGGCGCACCCUCAAGGACAAGGGCUACACCAAGCUCGCGGGCCCGCGCGGGGACUUCGCCGUCGAGACCAUGGCGGAGCUGGGCUUCCCCGAGGCGACGACGCCGCACCGCGGCGGCGAGACGGUCGCGCUCAGGAUACUGGACGAGGUCAUGGCCGAUGUUGAGUACGCGGCCACUUUCCGAAAGCCGAACACCAGCCCCGCCGCGUUCGAGCCGCAGUCGACCACCCUGCUGAGCCCGUUCCUGCACUUUGGCGCCUUGAGUUGUCGCCUCUUCUACCACCGUGCCCAGGAGGCCGUUGACUCGUACAAGGGCGCUUCGUCGUCCCCGCCUGAGAGCUUGACGGGCCAGCUGCUGUUCCGGGAUAUGUACUUCGCGGCUCAAGCAGCCCUAGGCCACGCAAUGGUGCAGACAGCCUACAACCCCGUGGUGAGGUUCAUCCCGUGGCACCUUCCCUCAGUGCUGGAGGCGAGCAGCAGCCCGACGGAUAAGACCACGAAGGAGACCACCGUCCCGGGCAAGUACAAGGUCGACAGCCCCCAGGCGGAGGAGUGGUUCCAGCGGUGGAAGGCCGGCACCACGGGGUUCCCCUGGAUCGACGCGCUGAUGCGGCAGCUGCGCCACGACGGCUGGAUACACCACCUGGGCCGCCACUCGGUGGCGUGCUUCCUGACGCGCGGAGGGUGCUACGUGCACUGGGAGCGCGGCGCCGAGGUCUUCCAGGAGCUCCUGCUUGACCACGAGCCCGCUUGCAACGGCGGGAACUGGCAGUGGCUCAGCUGCACGGCCUUUUUCGCGCAGUACUACCGCUGCUACUCGCCCGUGAGCUUCCCGCAGAAGUGGGAUAAGGAGGGCGCAUUCGUGAAGCGGUGGGUGCCUGAGCUGGACGGAUUGCCCGCGAAGUACAUAUACGAGCCGUGGAAGGCGCCCAUCGCAGACCUGAAGAAGGCCGGGGUGAAGCUGGUGGAGUUCCCCGGUGUCGGCGAGGAGAUGGGCAAAGGCACGUACCCGAAGCCGAUGUUUGACUUUGCAGAGAGGCGGACGAUCUGCAUCGCGAGUCUGAAGAAGGCCUAUGGCGUUGGCCUGCACGGGAACGACAGGAAGGUGCUGGACGGGAGCUGGAGGGAGCUGUUCGAGGGUGGUGGUGACAACGAGGAGGUCAUGGGCCUGACCGACCAGAGCGACGAUGGCAGAGACGCGGAUAAUGCUGACGCUGGUAACGGCAGAGAAGCGGGCAGCAAGAAAGCCAACGGCAAGCGUUCCAAAACAGGGCCCAUGGACAGGCAUGUCAAGAAGCAGAAGACAUAG